This is a messenger RNA of Parastagonospora nodorum SN15, 3420 nucleotides long. RefSeq lists its product as hypothetical. Lineage: Eukaryota; Fungi; Ascomycota; Dothideomycetes; Pleosporales; Phaeosphaeriaceae. The coding region runs from base 1 to 3420 and encodes 1139 amino acids. Gene Ontology annotation, cellular component: membrane. The record is from RefSeq and is a predicted model, not a curated record. The transcript is spliced from 2 exons.
AUGCCGCGCCUUCCCAACCGCGACGCUGAACAGCAACUGCCCUUUACGGGCGACAAUGUCGACGACACCGACUUCUCACAUGACCUGUCGCACGCAGAAAAUGGAGGCGCACAUCCACGCACACGAUCCAUAAGAUCUCAGUCCAUCACAGCACAGUCGCUGUCAGGAUCGUACUCGCGCAACCCAGUGCGGUCCUUUGCGCACCAGACGUCGCAUAGCUUUGCUGGUUGGACCACCCCACUCCCUACAUACAAGCAACCAUUGACGAUAUUAGAUACGCCCCAAUACUCCUCGUCACAGGGCGUGCGCGAGAGGAGCGCCCAAUUGGCUUCCUAUGCCCUCGACGCCGAAGAGUACCAAGAUCGACCGCACCGCCAAAGCUUCGCCGAGACCGAUGCCGCUUCGGGAAGGCAUGCAGCACUCCUAUCAGAGUAUGCUGGAGGCAGGGCGUCACCUGACUCCGCAUGGGCAGAUACCAUAGACGAGGACAGCGAGCCAGAGACGCCAGAGACGGUCAUUGGGCCAGAUGGACACGAUCGCAACUUCUUCACUCCGUCUUCGCGGACAGGAUAUGAUGCUCAAUCACGGGAUCCACGCGGAGCUCCGCAUAGUUCGAGAGUGCCUAAUGUGCGGGUGCAGGAUACAGAGCGGACGCCCCUCCUGCCAGUGCCAAGACUAUCCCGGCUGGAGUCGCAGCCCAAGCAGACGUCCAAGCAGGAUCCGACACCGUCAGAUUCCAACGCCUCGGGCAUAUCCUACCGAAUCAAGGAGACAUUCUUCACUGGACGGCAGCAUGUCGUCGAAUUUCGCCGAAGCUUGACGAACCCGAAAAACUACACCAAGGAUGCUCUCGCUUCGACCGCACUGACCAGUCUGGCCAUGACAUCAGCUGUCUUCCUGGGUCUGUUGCUGAAUCUGCUGGACGCACUCUCAUAUGGCUACAUUCUGUUCCCGCUAGGCGCGCCCAUAUUUAGUCAGACCGGACCAGAUGGCAUCUCCAUCUUCUUCGUGAGCUGCAUCGUCUCCCAGCUAUGCUACUCGUUAGGCCUCUCGUCUUUCAAGGGUGGUGUUGGCUCUGAGAUGAUCGAAGUCGUGCCAUUCUUCCACAAGAUGGCUUAUUCUAUCAUGGAGCGGAUGGAAGGCCAAUCUCCUGAAGCCAUCAUCGCCACCACCAUCGUGGCCUACUGUACCAGCUCCGUUCUCACUGGACUCAUCUUCUUGGGUCUUGGCUCAUUCAAGCUCGGCAAUCUGGUCAGCUUCUUUCCCCGACACAUUCUCAUUGGCUGCAUUGGAGGUGUCGGAUUCUUUUUGGUGGUCACUGGCUUCGAAGUUUCCGCACGCAUAGAGGGCAACCUCAACUAUGAUCUAGAGACAUUGCAAAAGCUUUUAUCCGCCGAUACGUGGUAUUUGUGGUGUCUUCCUCUCUUCCUCGCCGUCUCCAUCAUGCUGCUUCAGCGCAUGGUCAAGAGUCCGUUCGUACUGCCAGCGUUUUUUGUUUGCGUCUUCGCGAUCUUCUACAUCAUCGUCGAGGGCAUCUUCCGCAUGGAUCUCGAGGUUGUUCGUAACGCUGGAUGGAUCUUUGAGCGGCCCGAGGCAGGUGUCCAGUUCUACAGAUUCUAUUCUUAUUUCAGUAAGUGCAUGUCUAGACCAUUGAUGGCCGAAGUGCUAAUAGUCAUUGCAGAAUUCGGCAGCAUCGAUUUCGGUGCACUGGCCAGCACCAUUCCCACCAUGUUUGCCCUUUCAUUCUUCGGUAUCAUCCACGUCCCAAUCAAUGUGCCGGCAUUGGGUGCGGCCGUCAAGGAAGACAAUCUCAACGUCAACCGCGAACUCAUCGCCCAUGGCAUCUCCAACACCCUGUCCGGACUUGUUGGAAGCAUCCAGAACUACCUCGUCUACGCAAACAGCGUCAUGUUCAUCAAUAAUGGAGGUGACAGCCGAACUGCCGGUCUGCUACUUGCUGCGGCAACAACUGCAGUGUGGAUCGCCGGCCCAGCAAUGAUUGGCUACAUUCCCAUCUGCCUGGUCGGAUCCCUCAUCUUCCUUCUUGGCAUCGACCUCAUGAAGGAAGCGUUGUGGGACACCUGGGGCAAAUGCCACAAGUUCGAGUACCUGACGAUUCUUGCGAUCGUGCUGAUCAUGGGCGUCUACGAUUUUGUCGUCGGCAUCCUUGUUGGUAUCGUUCUUGCUUGUGUCAGCUACGUGGUUCAGAGCUCCCGUCACCCAGCGCUGCGGGCAUCCUACAGCGGUGUUGUUGCAGAGUCGACAGUACGACGACCUCGUGCUGAUGUCCGAUACCUCAACAAGGUUCGCGGUCAGAUCCACGUGAUGAAGCUUGGCGGCUUCCUAUUCUUCGGAACUAUAGUGUCUGUUGAAGAGGAUAUGCGUGCGCUAAUUCAGGAAGACACUUUCAGAGAGCAGCCCGUUAGCUUCAUUAUUGUCGACUUUACGCAUGUCACUGAUGUCGACUUCUCCAGUUCAGAAGGCUUCCAACGCAUCAACCGCAUCCUCUCACGGAAGAACGUCAAGAUGGUUCUCUCUGGUGUCUCCUUCGCAAACCCAGUCGGACGCGCCUUGCGCAGUGUGGGUCUUCUAGACGAAGAAGAAGGCAACGAAGAAUGUCCUCCACCCCAAGUAUUCGAAGACCUCAACACAGCCCUCGAAUCCUGCGAAAACGAACUCCUCGAGGUCUUCCACAAGCACUGCAACUCCGCCUCCAAGCGCCAACAAACCACCCCGCCUAUGAGCAUCAACGGCGCCUCAACCGCCUCGGAGCAAAUCCCCACUGGCGGCACACCCACCUCCUCCUUCGGCGCCAGCUCCCUCAACCCCGCCUUCUCCUCCCCCCGCCGCGGCGCCCGCCUCGUCGCCGCACGCUCCACCAUGCGCGAAGCCCACACCGCACACGACACGCUCUCCAUCCCGUCCACCGAAACCUCCUCCACCCAAGCCCCUCCCUCGCGCUGGAAAAACUUCUCCCAACCCCUCAAGAUCAUCCUCCAGACGUUUGAGGAUAUCUCACCCAAGAACGAGGACUUCUGGCACGCCGUCGCCCCGUACUUUGAGCGCAAGGAAUAUCCCGCGGGCACUGUGCUGUAUUCGCGCGGCGACGACCCGGAUGGCUUUUAUAUCCUGGAAAAAGGACGGUUUCGCACCGAGUACUCGCUCGACCAGGGGAGUUUCUUCGAAGUCAUUCUGCCAGGCACGACGUGUGGCGAACUGCCCUUUUUUAGCGAGACGGAUCGCACGGGCACGGUCGCGGUCGAGGAGGAUAGUGUGGCGUGGCUGAUGACAAGAGACAGGUAUAGGGAACUUGAGAGCAAGGAUGCAGCUGUUAGUAGCGAGUUGCUCAAAGUGGGGUUGAAGUUGACCAAGGAGCGGAUGGAUGCUAUUACGAGUUAUGUACUUGUUACUGCGUCGUAG